This is a messenger RNA of Moneuplotes crassus, 1534 nucleotides long. The record is from the annotation of a GenBank genome assembly. NCBI's taxonomy places the organism in Eukaryota, Ciliophora, Spirotrichea, Euplotida, Euplotidae.
UACACUUUCAAAUAAAAAUAAAAUGAGUUAUGCAUCUGACCAUCUUGCUUGGCAGCAGAGGGUGAAUAAAGAAGUUACCAAAGCAGAAAAGUUUGAGAGGAAGUUCUUGCCUCUCAAAUAUGACGAAAACUCUCCACUUAAGGGUUUAGCCGAUAAGCUUUGUGCUCCUUACAGGUUCUCAGACCCUAAUGGAAUUGCAAAAUAUGACUUGAAGCAGAUGAUGCAAACAAUGGACUGUACUCAAAAGGACAAGUAUAAGAGAUUAGAGUCUUAUAGAAAGUCUCUUGCAAAAGGAGCUAAAGAGGAUACUGUGAAUUCUUUCCAAUCCACAUAUAACACGAUGAACAGUCCAAAUAACACUAAACUUUCUAAAUCUAUGCGCAAAAUUACCAAUUCUUUGAAAAGGAGAGAGCUUGAUGAAUUGAUGGCAUCUGUAAGCAGUGGUGAUGUUAUGAAUACUUAUAAGUACCCUAAGGCAAAGCCAUUCUUCCAUCAGGCAUAUAUUGCUAAGAGCAAGGUUGACACACUAUCACAGGCAUCUUCUAAGCUGGGAAGAAAUAGGUCAUUAGGGCAUUUAAUGAAAGCACAUUGAUCAGGAAAGAAAGAAGGGCAUCAAAAUACUGUUCUCCCUAAAAUCAAGAAAGACAGGUUUAAUGAAGACACAGCAAGUGAAUACUCUGUAUAUAGUAAGAAGUCUAAAUCUGGAAAAUCAAACCUCAAACCAAAGAAUUUUUCUACAAUUGCUUCUAACAAGUUCUUGCCACAGAACCUGACAUCUAAGAUGCAGAAGAAGGUAGAUGGGUCCCAUCUGUCUCAGGUUUCAGACCGGGCUGACGACAUUAAGAAAGCCCUCAUCGAUACAAUUGAGAAUAUGAAUGACCAAGAGGUUGAAGUUAUGAGAUCGGCCAUUGAUAGUGUGAAGGGCAGCAAAAGGUCAAGACAGGUGAAGAAAGGAUUAAAAGUCACCAAGACUAUGGAAAGAAUAAAAGAACCUCCCCUAGAAGAAGUACCUGAGGAGAAAAAGGAGGAAGCAGAAAGCUCUAUUGCUGUAAAAGAGGAGGAAGCGUCUGAGCUUGCUGAUAAAGUCUUAGAUCUCCCUGAGAAACCUAGUAAGGCUGCUGUACCUUCCACAAAAAGUAAAAGCUCUAGAAGAUCUUUCAGAUCUUCUACUUCAAGCAAAUACAUCAGUGAGCUUGAAUCUCAAAUUGAGGAUGAGAGAAAGGAAAGAGAGAAAUUAAAGAAGGAGGUUGAGGAAAUGAAAAAAAUUAGCGAGCAGCUCAUGAAACAAAUUCAAAGUAGUAAGAAGGAAGAGUCUCAAGAUAGUCCUAACUAACUUUUGCUUUUCCUCUAUUGACAAAGGUUUGCGCAAUCCAAAAGUUUGAUUUUUAUCGUUAUGCUAAGUAACUGAAUUAUUGAAGGAAUCUAAAGAUGUACCUCUUUUCUGCUGCAUAUUGAGAUGCAGUAGACUUAUUCAGACACUUUAGCACUUUACGAUAGAGAUCAAUUGGAGCACUUCCUGAUAAAAAUCCAAUUA